Messenger RNA from Ruditapes philippinarum (Manila clam), 4496 nucleotides. RefSeq lists its product as uncharacterized. Bases 436 to 1803 code for a protein of 455 amino acids. The record is from RefSeq and is a predicted model, not a curated record. Lineage: Eukaryota; Metazoa; Mollusca; Bivalvia; Venerida; Veneridae. The transcript is spliced from 7 exons.
UAAUGCAGGCUGUGCAGGCACACAUAUUGACGGACAUAGACAUGCACUGCUCAACAAUGGUGUCUCGGAAUGCUGCUCUUGGAAGCGUGUUAUCAAGGUACAGAAGUGUAAAUAGUCUGGUUGAUUAUGGAGACAAACUUCUACAAGAAAUUGUCCGAGAAAUGUCUGAAAGACUUCCGUUCCUACUUGAUAUCUUCACCAUAAUGGUAACUGCUGGAAAAGAGCCAGUUGAAAGUAAGGCUGUCCAUGUAGCUGCAGCAUAUGCAGUCCUAAUGAAUGGUAGAAAUGACAAACUUUCCGCAUGGCACAGGCUUACAACAUUCAUAACUAUAAAAAGGACAAUUGGAUGAUUCUGCAUUGACAAGACUUAACCAUUUGGGUCUCACCUUAUCGGCAACAAGUAAACUUAGGCUGUUGGAUGAGACUGGAAACAGAAUGGAAACAAGUGUAGCUUCAACAUUACAGAGGAAUCCAAUUAUCAAAGUCACUGGUGACAAUCUCGACAUAUAUGUGAGAACAGGUCAUAAAAGUCUAGAAAGAUCAAACCAAGACAUUCAUCUGUUUGCCUCAAAUAUCAUAUUCAGCAGGAUUGUUAAACCUGGUCUGUAUAGUAUGGUAAAACCACUUUGUGAUCUGCAAAGUUUGACCCCAGAACUAUUCUUUCCAUCUGAGCAAGACCGUGAAUCUCUAAGAAGAAGCUACUGUGUUAUGUUAGCUAGGAUCCUCAUGGGGUUACCAACAUACAAAUGGAUGCGUUCUGUUGUACCAUCACACAUCUAUCAUCCAUACCAAAGACAGAUGAGCCAACGGUCAGAGGUUUUUCAGCUACCUAUUCAGAUGAAAAAUGAGUCGAAGCAUGAGGAUUGUGUUGACAUUCUGGAUGGUUAUGAGGAUAUUCUGACAGGGAUAUACAACAAAGCAUUUGGAUCAGAUGAGCUGUUCCAGAAAUUUAAAGUUGUUGUUGGUGGGGAUCAACUAACUAGAGUUCGCUUGGAAGAGGCAAAACUUUUAAGGGCUUUAGCUACUUCUCCAAAGAGGCGGUUUGAUGACCUCCAACCAUUUGUAGUGGAACUAUGGCAUGUCAAGCAAGAUUUCUUGGAGGUACAUGAUUACACUGUAUACAAUUACUCAUGUAAUCUUUGCCACUGGUUUCUGCAUUUGAUACACAUGGAAGAUGUUGUCAGAGAGGGUGAUGUGAUAAGAUUAAUUCCAACUCUGAAAUAUUCACUUCAGUUCUUCUUUUCACACUCAAGGCUGUCAAAGUAUUUUGUUGAAUGCUUGGAUUUCAUCCUUAAAACAGAAUAUCUGCUAAGUCAGAUGCAGAGAAUGAGAGUAUUAGAAGGAGCAUUUGUCAAUCUUAGAGGUGGUCUUGGUCAAAAUAUCGAGUGUGACCUUGUAAAAGAAAAUUCUGUCAGAAAUCAGAAGGAUUUGAUAAGAGCUCUUGGAGCAAACAAAACCAACAAAGCCAUAUAUCGCAGCACCAAAGCUGCUGAUACUGUUGCAGACAUCUGCAGCAAGGUGGAUGAAUCUGUAAGUGUAAAGAAACAGAGUACGAGACAUCAAAUUCCAAAAUCAGUGAAGGAUGAAGUAGUGAUUCAUCAGUCUCUUAGAGCACUAAGACCAUUCUUCAAAGAAACAGACCGAAACUGUCAAGGUAUGCUGAAAGUUGCAGCAUCUCCAUUAAUGAAAAUUGACACUAAAGACUUCAAAUACAGAAUACAUCAAGUUGUAUCAAGGCUCUUCUAUGGCCAGAAUACUAGGACAAGGGAUGUGUCUGAUGAUGAGUAUGAUGAUGAUGACUGACUAUUUGAUAUUAAUAACUGAUACAGGAACAGACAUAUGGGUAUCAUUUGUAAGAGUGUAAGCUUCAUGGAGAUGAUGUUUCCCUGGCAUCUAACCAGAAAUCUUGUACAAUUCUGAGUAUUCUAAAUAUGAGACAAGAAAUAAAAGCUUGUUUAAAGGGACUCCACUGAAGUUUUUUGACAUGAUGGGACUGGAAAUAUUUUUUCCUGAUAAAUGUACCAUUUAAUGUAGGUGUAGACCACAAAUUUUUUGUGCAAACUUUCAGAUCAUUCGCGCACUUCGUUUUUCCAUAAUAAUUAUUCAAAUUGUAAAAAAUGACCCAAAAUGAAAAGCAUCUAAACGCUUUUCACUCAAAUAAGGCUAAGAAAAGCACAAAAAUACGAUUUUCGAUUUAUUUUAAAGUAUACUGUAUUUCUUAACUAUCUUUGCAUAUAUAUCUGUUUAAAGCGCCCCAGUUCAUUUACAUGUGUUUGUAAGUAAUUCUAAUGUUAUGUUUUUAGGCUUUUAAACCUCAGUGGAGUCCCUUUAAGUGCCAUUUCAAUGAAAAAAUUAAUAAAUGUUUAUGUUUAAAACAACAUUUAUUUAGGUUCUUUAAUGAACAAUAUCUUAUAUUAGUCUAAAUAUUGCUAUGCAUUUUCAAUAAGGGCUUGUGAUGUCAUUCUGUAAAAACUAAGGCAAUAGGACAUAAACCUAAGUUAUUAAGUGUUUAUUUCUAAACUGAUCAUAUUCAAUUUGGUUCAAUAAAGAUAUUCCCAAUUAUUAAAAUGACUUUUUUUAAAAAUACACAUUACUUGUUUUCCAACGUAAUACCAUUUUUGUUCUGCAUAAUGUACAAAAAAUGUCAAUACCUUUAUACUAAAUGUAUCAUAUUUUUAUUAAGACUCUUCACCACUUGGAGAAAUAACAUGUUUCUUGUUAACUUAUUGAUUGUGUUUAUUUACUUUGUACAAGAUGUCUGUUUUUUGCAAUAUGAACAACAUUUGUCACCAUCAAUAUUGUCAGAUUUCAAAAAUCCAAAUGGUUCCAGCAGCAUUUCACGGAGACACUUUACAUCAUUGUUACAGUAUUCAACAAUAUUGUCCUGGAUACCUGGUAAAUUCUUAGCAACAUCUUGUUUAUUACAAUAGAGAAUGGCUUUACUGGGUUGUCCUCUUCUACCGGCCCGUCCUAUUUCCUGCAGGUACUGAGACAAACUUCUUGGUGGUUUGGCAUGGAUCACUCUCUCAAUGCAAGGAGGAUCAAAGCCCAUACCAGCAACCGAUGAUGUAAGAACUAAACGAAUUCUGGGUUGGGGUAAAUACAAUUCUUCUACUGUUGCUUUAAUUACUGCCUUUUCCUGCCUAGAAUACAACACAGAGUAACAAGACUUUGUUAUGUCACAAGGUCCAAAGAGAUGCAUUAAGUAUGCUGCUGCUUGGCUGAUGUAAUAUAAUGGCAUAAACAUUAGUGUUAUUGGAUAAAUUUUAGGGUCUUUGUGAAGUAAUUCACACUCUUCUUUAAAGAUUUCCUCAUACACCCCACACAUAUCACUACUUUUCACUUUCAUGAUUUUUGAAAGAAAUAUAUUGGUUCUAUCUGGGGUUUCCUGUACUAACGCAGGACAAAGUAAGCCAAGGAUGUCUGGUAAUGUCCUCAUUUGAUCUUUGGUAAGGGUCCCACUUAAGGCAAUGAAGGGAAUUCUAUCAAAUAUUGCUGGCAACAUCUUUAGUUUUUUGUAAGCUGUCCUGAACUCCGCUCCCCUGAAAUUGAUUACAUUUUAGAUAUGAUAAUGGUGUAACGGAAUGAUAGUUGAAAUCAACUAUGUUAUGAAAACAUUAACUUUAUUAAAAGUUGUUUUUGUUGUGUAUUAUACAUUUGUGUGUCAAGGGCAGGUGGCCACAUUAAAUUUUCAAAUUAACUUUGGUACUAUUAAUAAAAAGAUUUUAAUUCUGCUUGUUUAAAUUUGAUAUUAUUAAUACUUAAAUGUCUAAGCUUUUCUUAUUGACUAAUAUGCAUACAUUAUAUUAUACAGUUGAGCUUUUUGAAAAUCUAGCGAAACACCGUGUUCCGGUACGUUUGCUCUGGGGAAUUGUACCAAAUGAAGUACAUAAUACAGUUACAUGAUAUUUUUAUUUUUCUAUCAUUAUUUUACAGUUUAAAGACUCUGUAACAAUUUCUCAUGGUUUUAUUUCAUGAAUAUGAUGCUCAAAUUAAGAUUUGUCAAUCUUGUAAGUUUCAAUAAGCAAUAUUUAUAAAGAUAUUACUGAAUUUAACAUUUCAUGUAAAUAAAGGGAGGUAAUUAGAAAUUUAUUUUCUAUUAAUUCUAAAGAUGAUGUCUUUGAUAAUUAUCUUUAUUCUUUUAAUAACUAUUGCAAAUUUUUCAAAAAAAUAAAUUGUUUAUUAUGAAAUAAAAUUUAUUGUCAGUCAUAGUGGAAUCUUCCAUAAUAAAUAGAUAUUUUCUGUGUAAACUUGCGUAUUUUCUUUAUUUUUUGUAUAUUUUUUGAGUUAAUUAUACAAUGAUAUUUAAUUAAUUCCUUACAAAAAAAUAACUGUUGUCUUUCACUUUUAUUUAAAAAGAGGCCAAAACCCUCAAGUUCUUUAUAACACUCCAUUAGGUGAAUUCCCCAGAGCUUAGUCUACAGAAAGUACGUUUACGAAUUUGUGAAUGACAUAGCAUUACUUGAAUAAAUAAGAAAUUUGUAAAAUUUUGAGUU